GCAUUGCUUUGGGCAUGACUCUGAAGACCUACGUCCCUAUGUCUAACCUUGACAAAGAGUACCUCGGUUUCCUGGGAGACAUACUCAUGCAGCUGCUUUCGAUGGUUACCGUUCCUCUUAUUGUUACAAAUGUGUUAACAGGAGUUUCUAGUCUGAGUGUUGGAACCAGCAGAAAAAUCAACAUGCGUGCAAUGACGUACUUUAUCUCAACCACUCUUCUGUCUGUUGCUCUCGGAUUAACGUUGGUUCUGCUGAUCGAGCCCGGGGCCGGUCACAUUCCUGGUAAAGUUCUGACAGACGAUGACGACGACGAAGACGUCUCUUCUCUCUACGCCUUGCUCGAUCUAAUAACGAACAUGGCGCCAAUAAAUCUGGUUCAGGCUAACUUCCAACAGUACAAGACUAUCAAGUCUGGCUUUGACAUGGAGGAAGCCGAUCAAAAUUCUGGCCUGCAAACA
Molecule: messenger RNA, 458 nt
Organism: Plectropomus leopardus (leopard coralgrouper)
Lineage: Eukaryota; Metazoa; Chordata; Actinopteri; Perciformes; Serranidae
Source: RefSeq, a predicted model, not a curated record